CGGGGGUUUCAUCAGGGUACUCCGGUUUCCUCCCCCAGUCCAAAGACAUGCGUUGUAGGGUGAUUGGCAGUUCCAAAUUGUCAACUGACAAAUUGUCAAUUGUAAUGUGUGUGAGAUUGUGCUCUGCAGGGGCCCGUCCAGGGUGUUCCCUGGGAUAGGCUCCAGGCUCCCGGCGACCCUGUGUAAGAUAAGCGGUACAGAGGAUGGUGGAUAAACGUUUCUUCACAAGUAGAUAGUCAGCUUUUUAAGGAUUUCAGAAGUGUAUCAUGAAGUAGAAAUUCAAAAACUAUAAUCUAAUUUCAUUUUAAACAACAAUCUAAAUUCACGCUGUUUGUAUUCCCCCAUUUCCCGGCGUGGAAGCGUGUUGGCGGUAAACGGCUCCCUCUUGCGGGGAUUACACUUUCCUCGCUCCGGCGUUACAGCGGCUACUAGCGCUGCUCUUACCGGUGUUUAAUGCACAUCAAACGAUUGAAAGAUGUGGUCUUUCUUUGCGAGGGAUCCCGUUAAAGACUUCAACUAUGAAAUUUUACCAGACAACCAAGAUAAAACGGGUAUAUGGACUCUUCAUCGUGGGAAACGCAAGACAACCGGGGAGCCGGUGUCUGUGUUUUUGUAUGAGGUGGCCCAGGGUACAGAGGAGCAGACACAGCUGGCCAAGGCAGCAUUCAAGCGCAUGAAGACACUGCGGCAUCCCAACAUCCUGGCUUAUGUGGAUGGACUGGAGACGGAGAAAAGCUUGUACUUGGUCACAGAGCCGGUGACUCCACUUGCAACACAUUUGAAAACUCAGGCAGAGAAGGGUGGGUCAGGAGAGCUGGAGAUUUCUUGGGGCCUUCAUCAGAUUGUGAAAGCACUGAGCUUUUUGGUGAACGACUGCCAUCUCCUGCACAAUAACCUUGGGAUUUGGGCCGUGUUUGUGGAUCGAGCCGGCGAAUGGAAGCUAGGAGGGUUGGAUCAUGUGAUCUCAGACCAAGGAGAACCUUCCUCAUUACCCCCUCCCAAAGUAGUGAACCCAGACCUGGAGAAGUAUGACCCACCCGAAGGCCCCAGAAGUGCAGGAGAGAAAUGGUCAGGAGAUGUCUGGAGGCUGGGUUGUCUAAUUUGGGAGGUGUUUAAUGGACCUCUGCCUCGUGCCUCAUCUCUGCGAUCUCUUGGCAAGAUCCCAAAGCAGUUAGUGCCGCAUUAUUGUGAGCUGGUAGGAGCAAACCCAAAGGCUCGGCCCAACCCGGCCCGCUUCCUGCAGAACUGUCGCGCUCCUGGAGGCUUUCUAAGCAACAGUUUUGUGGAGAGUAAUCUGUUUCUGGAGCAGAUCCAGAUUAAGGAGCCAGCAGAGAAACAACAGUUUUUCCAGGACUUGAGUGACAAUCUUGAUUCUUUCCCUGAAGAUUUCUGCAAGCAUAAAGUCCUGCCUCAGCUCCUUACAGCCUUCGAGUUUGGCAAUGCUGGUGCCGUUGUCUUAACACCACUUUUUAAGGUGGGAAAGUAUUUAUCUGCAGAAGAAUACCAACAGAAGAUCAUCCCUGUCAUAGUGAAGAUGUUUUCGUCUACUGAUCGUGCAAUGAGGAUACGGCUUCUGCAGCAGAUGGAGCAGUUUAUUCAGUAUUUAAAUGAAGCAGCAGUCAAUUCCCAAAUCUUUCCUCAUGUAGUUCACGGAUUCACAGACACAAAUCCAGCCAUCAGAGAGCAGACAGUCAAGUCUAUGCUUCUGUUGGCUCCCAAGCUGAACGAGGCCAACUUGAACCAGGAGCUGUUGCGUCACUUCGCAAGGCUGCAGUCAAAAGAUGAUCAGGGUCCCAUCCGCUGCAACACCACCGUUUGCCUGGGCAAGAUCGCCCCCUAUCUCAAUGCUGGGAUGCGUCAGCGGGUGUUAACCUCAGCAUUCUCCCGUGCCACUAAAGACCCUUUUCCUGCGUCACGUGCAGCAGGAGUACUGGGCUUUGCUGCCACACACCACUAUUACAGUGUGAGUGAAUGUGCCAUGCGCGUCCUGCCCACCCUCUGCCCACUCACUGUGGACCCUGACAAGAACGUCCGAGACCAGGCAUUUAAAGCCAUUAAGAGUUUCCUAAAUAAGCUGGAGACUGUUUCUGAAGACCCGUCUAAGCUAGCUGAAAUUGAGAAGGACGUGACUGCAUCUGCACAAGCAAGUAGUUCAGCAGCAACGUGGGCCGGCUGGGCGGUAACAGGAGUCUCCUCUCUCACAUCCAAACUCAUCCGCAAUGCUCCCGCAGGCACUGAGGGGGCAACAGCUGAAAACGCCCCCCCUGCUCAACCUGCAGCUGCUACCAGUGCCACAAGUACAGCAGGUUCAGAGGCAAAAGUACACACGACUGCUGUUUCCUCCUCCACUACUGCUACUAACCAAACAGAGGACACACAUCCUACAGAACAGACAGAAGAGCCGGUCGGAGAUCGGUGGGACGAUGAGGAUUGGGGAAGCCUUGAGGACCCCGAGAAAGCACAAACAGACCCAGAUGACUGGAACUCUGAUUGGUCCACUAUGUCUUCAACACAGAAGAAGGGCAGUGGGGGCCGGACUUCCUCUGUUGCCAUGAAAAAGCAGAGCUCUGAUUGGAGCAGCUCUGGCUGGGAUGCUGAUGAUAGCUGGUCCAAUGAGAAGGAUACAGACGGUCAGGGUCAGAGUUCACCAGCAGAUGAGGGAUGGGGCAACGACUGGGAAGAUGAUGGGGCACUAGCAGAGAGCUUUACCCCAACACCAAGGAACACUGCUUCAUCUGGUUCCUCAGCCUUUCUCCCUAAAAGUGCUAGUGCUAGCUCUGGACAGGAAGCCUUGCGACUGGCUAGUGAAUAUAACUGGGACAGUUCAGGUGCGAAAGGGACAACAUCUGACCUUUUCUCCGGCAUGUCCCAGAGGGCCGGCUCUGCCUCUACUGCUAUGAAGUCUGAUGAAGGCUGGGGAGCGAAUGCUGGAGGUGACUGGGGAACAGAGAACUGGGAAUCCUUGGAUGGUGAUCAGGGUCUCAGUAAGGCUGAAUUAGCCAAGAAGAAGCGUGAGGAAAGAAGGAAAGAGUUGGAAGCCAAACGAGCAGAGAGAAAGGCAGCUAAAGGUCCCCUUAAACUGGGUGCACGCAAACUGGACUGAGAGCGAACUGUCCUGGAACAGAGGCGAGUCAGGUCUGAGAAUCAUGGUGGUGGACCAGCAGCUGAACAGAGACAGAGGGAAAUUUGGUCAAUGCUUGUUCUUAAGGCAACAUUCCCUGAUGCCCCAUUGGUGGAAUGAAAGUUAUCAGAGCUGUCUCUUCAUUGGCUGUUGGAUGGGGUGGGGUGAAAGAGUGAGAUCAUACUGUUCACCCAGUCAACUAGAUAUGUCUGAGUAAUGGACCAUAAACUAAUGACUUUUACGUUAUCUCCUGAUAUUAGAAUAGAGGAAUGGUUCUUUUCUACAGUAUAAAUACAUCACUUGUGCAUGGACACCUUUGUUGGUAAAUGGCACUGGGAGUUAAGCACUCUUUUUUUUUUAUAUUAAAAAAAUAUAUAUGUUCUUCAACUUAGAUAAUGUAGUAUGUGUGUAUGUUGAAUAUACACUUCAUACUGUAUUCUCAUACCCCUUGAUGAACAGUAAUGAUCUUUGACCAAGAUUGAAAGGCUGCUUCUGUGUGUGUAGCAAUCACAAUUCUGUCACGCUCCCAGGAGAACUUACAUAAUUCCAGUGCAUGUAUGAACAAUGAUGUAUGUUAGAAAACAAAAUACUUACAACAGCUGCUGUGAUGGGGCCUAUGACCAUGUGAGGAGGAGGGAAUUCACUGUUUUUAUUGUGCCUUUUUCAUUUCUUUUCAGUCUGGGCUGGGAUGUGUUAAGAUAUUGAACAGUGUAAUUUUUUUUGGUGUUAAGAUUUAUUUUAUGAGAUGAUUUCGGUCUGAAUAUUAGUUUUAUGAUCAGGUGCAAUAUCUACAGAAGGACAAAUCCUGUAUUACAUACACACGUUACAACCUUAAGAAGUGAUAUUAAUAAAAUCCUAAGGGAGCUUGUCUCUUCAGAUCAA
Messenger RNA from Pangasianodon hypophthalmus (striped catfish), 4003 nucleotides. RefSeq names its product SCY1-like, kinase-like 1 (gene scyl1). Gene Ontology annotation, biological process: protein phosphorylation. NCBI's taxonomy places the organism in Eukaryota, Metazoa, Chordata, Actinopteri, Siluriformes, Pangasiidae. The record is from RefSeq and is a predicted model, not a curated record. Gene Ontology annotation, molecular function: ATP binding; protein kinase activity. The transcript is spliced from 18 exons. The coding region runs from base 476 to 3103 and encodes 875 amino acids.